Molecule: messenger RNA, 453 nt
Organism: Penicillium hordei
Lineage: Eukaryota; Fungi; Ascomycota; Eurotiomycetes; Eurotiales; Aspergillaceae
Exons: 1
Coding region: 1-453 (150 amino acids)
Source: RefSeq, a predicted model, not a curated record
AUGGUUAAGAAAGGCCCUACAGUUGGAGGUAAUGGUGGUUCGCCGUUCGAGCUCUUGCAUGGUAAUACGCCCGUGGAACAACUGGACGUAUGGUACGGAAAUGGCAGUCAUCCUACGGAGCAAUAUACUAUCCUGAGGGGUAUUAAAGUCAAAUGGGCAGACGAUAAACCCGCCAAUUCCGCCGGACAUUGCCCCUCAGAAGAUGAGGAGAGAGUUCUGCAUACCAGUUUUGACUUCGAACACAAUGGCGAAGAUCCUCUUGAAUGGAUGGAUCUUUACGGGUCAACUAGCCGUGCUGAUUCACUAAGAUUGGUUGACAAGAAAGGCUACUUCGAGGCCGGAGGAAUCGGUGGUACCAAAUCCAUUCAACCUGCGAAAAGCAAAAAGCUAUGUGGGUUCUACGGAAGGUCAGGACAGGAUAUUGAUCAGCUAGGCGCGAUCUUUAGUGAUUAA